This is a messenger RNA of Dentiscutata heterogama, 203 nucleotides long. The record is from the annotation of a GenBank genome assembly. Lineage: Eukaryota; Fungi; Glomeromycota; Glomeromycetes; Diversisporales; Gigasporaceae.
CCUCUGAUGAUCCUAUAUUAUAUUGCCAUUUUAAACCGGUAAUGACUGACAGACCAAAGAUUAUGUAUCUUUUAUUUGCUAUCGCUCGUCUUAGAAGAGACUGGUUUGAUCAUCACUCUCAGCACCCAGCACUUAAUGGAAUAAGUCUUGGCUCCAUGAAUGCAAUAACAGUGCAAAGAUUUCAACAUCCAGGCUCUGUGGCU